Messenger RNA from Cynocephalus volans (Philippine flying lemur), 2349 nucleotides. RefSeq names its product asporin (gene ASPN). The record is from RefSeq and is a predicted model, not a curated record. Lineage: Eukaryota; Metazoa; Chordata; Mammalia; Dermoptera; Cynocephalidae. Gene Ontology annotation, molecular function: protein binding. The transcript is spliced from 8 exons. Bases 224 to 1336 code for a protein of 370 amino acids.
UGGAGGCAGCUUAUUUCAGUAUCACCCAGGGUGCAGCCACACCAGAGACUGUGUUGAAGGGUGUUUUUUCUUUUAAAUGUAACACUUUCUCAUCUUUUCUUCUUAAAUAGUCCCUAAGAACAUUUACAUUAUAGACAAGUAGUACAUGGUGGAUAAAUUCUAAUUCCAAGAGGACUGCUUUCUUCUGACAAGUCUUUAGGUUGGUCCUCCACACUAAGACAACAUGAAGGAAUACAUGCUCCUACUGUUCCUGGUCUUGUGCUCUGCCAAACCCUUCUCUAGCCCUUCGUACAUGACACUGAAGAAUAUGAUGCUCAAGGACAUGGAAGACAUAGAUGACGAUGAUGACGACAACUCUCUUUUUCCAACAAGAGAGCCAAGAAACUCCUUUUUCCCAUUCGAUCUGUUUCCAAUGUGUCCAUUUGGAUGUCAGUGCUACUCACGAGUUGUACACUGUUCUGAUCUAGGUUUGACCUCAGUCCCAAGCAACAUUCCAUUUGAUACUCGAAUGGUUGACCUUCAAAACAAUAAAAUUAAGGAAAUCAAAGAAAACGAUUUUAAAGGACUCACUUCACUUUACGCUCUAAUUCUAAACAACAACAAGCUAACAAAGAUUCACCCAAAAACCUUUUUAACCACAAAGAAGCUGCGAAGGCUGUAUUUGUCCCACAAUCAACUAAGUGAAAUACCACUUAAUCUUCCCAAAUCCUUAGCAGAACUCAGAAUUCAUGAUAAUAAACUUAAGAAAAUACAAAAGGACACAUUCAAAGGAAUGAAUGCUUUACAUGUUUUGGAAAUGAGUGCAAAUCCUCUUGAUAAUAAUGGAAUAGAGCCAGGAGCAUUUGAAGGGGUGACGGUGUUCUAUAUCAGAAUUGCAGAAGCAAAACUGACCUCAAUUCCUAAAGAACUACCUUCAACUUUAUUGGAGCUUCAUUUAGAUUUUAAUAAAAUUUCAACUGUGGAACUUGAGGAUUUUAAACGAUACAAAGAACUGCAAAGGCUGGGCUUAGGAAACAACAGAAUCGCUGAUAUUGAAAAUGGAAGUCUUGCUAACAUACCACGUGUGAGAGAAAUACACUUGGAAAACAAUAAACUAAAAAAAAUCCCUUCCGGAUUACAGGAGUUGAAAUACCUCCAGAUAAUCUUCCUUCAUUCUAAUUCAAUUACAAAAGUGGGAGUGAACGACUUCUGUCCAACAGUGCCAAAGAUGAAGAAAUCUUUAUACAGUGCAAUAAGUUUAUUCAACAAUCCGGUGAAGUACUGGGAAAUACAACCUGCAUCAUUUCGCUGUGUUUUGAGCAGAAUGAGUGUUCAGCUUGGGAACUUUAGAAAGUAAUAAUUAGUAAUUGGUAAUGUCCAUUUAGUAUAAAAGUAAAAAGUGCUUACAUUUGGAAUACUUGAAGUCUAUUAAUAAUGGUAAUAUUAUACAUAAGCAAAAAUCUAUUCCCACAUGGUAAGUCCACUGACUUAUUUUAUGACAAAAAAUUUCAACAGAAUUUUGCCAAACUAUUAGCACAUAAGGAUUAAGAGAAACAAGCAUCUACUGCAGUUUCUUUUUGUGUACAAGUGAUUUUGCAUAAAUCUCAUGCUUGAACAUUCCUUUCAGUUACGAAAAAUAAGACAUUCAGUAUUUAAUACUUUGUUAUCAAGCACAUUUUAAAAAGAACUGUACUGUAUAUGAAAUGCUUGACCUAGCGAAAUUUGUGCUCUUUCAUUUGCCAUUAGAAAAACAACAUUGACAAGAACAGUUAUAUGAAGAGUACAUUUUACUAGUCUUAUUCUUCCUUUAAUAACUUGGAUAGUACUGUAGCAUUUCUAAUCAUGUUAAAGUAUGGUUUCAUAUAGUCAUCUUGAUAUUCUCAUGUCUUAGAGCCUGUCUUUACAUUUAAAACUUUUUUUUCUUAUAAUAAAGCCUUCAGUAUGUGUUCAUUACCAACUUGACAGAUGCUAUUCAUAAGAGCUGGGUUUUGGGCUAUAGCACGUGAUUUUCUUUUUUACCUGAUAAUAAAACCUCUGUAAAAAUUAUGUAGUGUUUAUAUAAAAUCUGUAACUCAUAUCUUUUUCUAUCAGUUAUUAUAAGCUUUUAAUAGCAAGUCAAUUGUUAGGUUAUAUAACGUCAUCACCUCUAGUCUAAGAAAUAUUUUCGAAAUGUCCCUUUGGAAGACCUUGCUUGGAAGAGACAGGACACUAUCAAUUCUAAGUCAAAUUUUCUCCUCAAAUAUGUACAGACUGGAUAAUUCUAAGAAACAUACCUGGUAUAACUGAAUAGGCAGAGCAUCAAAUAAAACAGACAAAAACUGAAAGCUUUAUAUACAAGUUAAGAAUACUAUAUGUUUUUUUUAUUGGCAU